AAGCGAGCCAACUUCGUGGCUCAGUUGCAAACUUCUUCCUUCCUUUGAUCAUUCGGGCCGGGCAUCACAUCUCAGUUGGAACAUCAUAUACCCUGGGCACCUCCUCCUGAGGCUGGCGAGAUCAGCAUUGUCUUGUGCCUAUGAGGCUGAACGUCCGCCGCCGACCGUGCAACGACCCCUCUCGACCCCGUGGAUCAUGCUAGCCCGCGUCUUCAUCAGAAUCUCACCUUCUGACGAGAAUCAUCGCCCGACUACUGCCAAUCCAUGCUCCCGCUGUGGGCUCCAGAUCCGCCAGGGACUAUCAACCCGGCGAAACUCGCCAAGAACGCUGGACGAGGACCUACAGCCGGCUCGGAGGUCCUGGACAUCUCGUGCGCCCCUCUUUUCGCAGAUGCUCAGAAACCUGCAGCAUCAUCAGCAGCAGCAGCAGCAGCAGCAAGCCAGGAUGCUCUACCGAUUUCUCCGUCGUCGUCGUCGUCGCCACCGCCGCCAUCACCACCACCACCACCAAUACCUCGUCCAACCGUCCCGCUCCCCCGCAUCACCUCCGACUGGGAGAGCUAUGAUAUUUUCCUGAGUGAGAGUCAGAGGCACCGGGAAAACCGGAUCGAGUUCGAGACUGUGUAUGCUUCCCACAACCGCCGAUGUUCCACGAGGUCGAGACGCACUUCCCAUUACGGCUACUUUCGGACCCAGACGCAGGACGGGGCGAGGAUACAUAUCCCCCCGGAUUUCGAGGCCGGUCUGGAUGCGGCGGUGGUGAUCGAUCGCGCGAGGACGUCGAUAUACGACGCGUACCUUCUCCGAGCCGACAUUAUGAAGAACAUCAACUUCUUCCGACGGCACCAAAUCGUAUUCAAUCCCGAGACGGCAACUUACGUCUUUGUCACCCGCGAAGGCCGCGUCGGGCUCGAGGGCCAUGCUCGGACCGAAAUCGAGUCCAGCAACCUCGACAUCGUCACGGCCAAGUUUCGCAAGAUCUUCCAGGACAAGACGUCGACGACGUGGAACCGACGAUACGAAUCCCUGUCACGGCGGCAAGGGCGGUUCGCGUUCAUCGAGCUCGACUACCAAAAGACCGCGGCGCGCCCCAAGGAACUCCCGGAGUAUACGGCGGUUGACACAAAGACCAACGAGGAAGUCAAGGAUCUGAUGGAGCACAUCCUCUUCGGUGGCCCCGUGAGGAGUCGCAAGCACACCACGGGUGACGAGGGUGCCAGCACGUCCGGGUCGACGUGGCAGGCCUUCACGGCGCCGUACGAGCAGAUCAGUUCGUGGGCCGUCUUCUCGGCGUUCAAGACGCUCGACCGGAUCCGCCAGCACAUCGAGUCCGGCAAGGCGAUCAACUGGAUGACCAUCCUGAGGCUGUCGUCGCACUACCGCAGCCAGAUGCCCUGCUGCUCGGGCGAGGACCGCCCCCCGGUGAUCUCGAGCUACCACGCACUGUUCCUCGAGUCCAAGUUCCUGUACUGUCUGUGGCCACGGCGCGAGAUCGCGACCAUGGCGGCCGAGAUGCACCGCCGGGGCGCGCAACAGCUGACGGCGCACCGGGCGCUGGCCCAGCCGCUGUACCAGGCGUACAGCUCGCUGCGGCACGGGUUCCGGCGGCUGACGGACGCGUCGACGCCCGAGUUCCGCCAACUCAGGAGCUACCUGGAGAACUCGUGCCACCGCAUCCACUGCCUGACGGUGGAGCUGGAGGAGAUCUACCGCGUCUUCGUGAAAGCGCGGCUCCCCAACCCGUACCGCGACUGGCUCGAGGCCAAGGAAGCGCAGCAGGACGGCGACCCGGCCGGCGACAUGCGCCUGCUGCUGUGGCACGGCACGCCGCUCGACUCGCUGCUGGGCAUCCUCGACCUGGGCCUGCAGAUCCGCCGCCGCGGCGCCAGCUGGACGGGCACCAUGUUCGGCAACGCCAUCUACCUGGCCGACGCGGCCAGCAAGUCCGCCAGCUUCUGCCGCUACGAGGCCUGGGAAGGGCGCGGGGUCCUGCUCCUGUGCGAGGCCGACGUCGGCGUCCACCGCAUCCGCUCCCAGACCAGCAUCUACAACGGCCACGAGCUCAUCCGGCAGUCCCGCGGCCGCCACCGGUGCAUCGAGGGCCUCGGCCGCACGGGGCCCAAGACAUGGAGGAAGAUUGAGUGGGAGAUGGAGCCUGGCGUGGGCGACGGGGUGCCCUUGAUGCCCGAGCCGACAGUCCCCUACAGCGACACCCACUCCGGUGGCACCCUGGGCUUCAACGAGUACGCGCUCUACGACCCCUCGCACGUGCUUCUGCGCUACCUGUUUCGCGUCAAGAUCAAGCGACGACCUUACUAGCUAGCUACUCCUCAGAUCCGGCCCUGGAUGAUGGAUGAUGAUGACGACUAUAAUGGCUAUUCUGAUGGGUGUUGUUGUGGUUGCCGAGGAUGCUAUAGACGAAUUCCUGGUUUUAAUGCGCACUGACGGGCUUUCGCGCAGGGACGAAACAUGGGCGUUGGGCGUCAAUUUGUGUACACCACUGAUAUAUGUCAGUGCGUAACGGAUUGAUUGACUGAUUGAUUGCACGGCUUCACGGCUGAGGACGCUUCACGAACGACCGACCGCCUUGGGAUGGAUGUGCCAUCUGAUGACAUGAAACACGCAUGACUUAUGUGCUGGACACGACCCGAGGAAGCGUCUUACCCCCUUGGGUCAAGCAAGGUCCGGGAUAUCAAGUCUUUGAAGGGUGCAUGACUUCGGUGGACGGAUUCGUUUCUUCUCACUAGAUUCUUCAAGACAUUGGCGACUUAUUUGCGAACCAUUUUGGGGCUGGAGUUGGAUUCAGGUUUGGGCUUUGGGUGUUUUUCUGGUGCUCAACGAACUUUUGAAUGACUAUGAUCCAAUGUGUUG
Cladophialophora immunda is the source of this 2871-nucleotide messenger RNA. RefSeq lists its product as uncharacterized. NCBI's taxonomy places the organism in Eukaryota, Fungi, Ascomycota, Eurotiomycetes, Chaetothyriales, Herpotrichiellaceae. The record is from RefSeq and is a predicted model, not a curated record. The transcript is spliced from 3 exons. The coding region runs from base 265 to 2319 and encodes 684 amino acids. Gene Ontology annotation, molecular function: NAD+ poly-ADP-ribosyltransferase activity.